CCCCCACCCCACACCCACACCCACACCCACACCCACACCCACACCCACACCCAACACUGGGGCACCGUCCGACCACCGAUCAUUUCCUGGUUACGCCACUAACAAAAAGUAAUUGCAUAUAUUGACUUUUUUCCUGAAAGUGAUCAAUAAAUAACUAUAAACUCGAUCUUUUAUUUGGUCAUGUACACAAUAAGUGUCAAAUAUUAGAGAAAAAAAAAAUCCAGAUUCAGAUCCAAAACUUUGCAGGUUCAGGCUCCUAUAUUUACCGAUAAAGAAAUACUUCUUUUGUCUUUGAUGUAUUUCUUGUAUAUAAGAUCGAUGCACGUUGAAAAUCAUUAUCAGACAUUUGUGUGUCAGCAUAUUCUUGCAUAUAUUGAUAGAGAGAUUUUUUUUUCUUUUUUUUUUUUUUUUUUCGUGAAAACAUCAUCAGAAAAAACUUCUUUUAGUCGACAAAGAAUAAAUGAUGGUAUAAAAUCAAGAUCAUCAAAUGCUUUUCUAUAUGGAAAAUAAAAUUUCAUAUCUAUAGAAUAUUUCUUCUUGAAAUUUUAUCACGAGGCUUUUUGAUAGUAAAUAUUUUUAAUUUGUCUAAUUUUUUUUUUUUUUCUAAAAAAUUAUUGUAUAAUUAUGUAAACAUAGAGGAAAAUAGAAUAAUUCUAUUGGUUUAUACUCCAGACAGGGAUACUUUGACCAAUCAGAAAGAAAAAACCUUUUCUUCUUCUUCAUCUUCACCAUUCUUAUUCAUAUAUAUGUCGUGUCGACGAAGUUACAUCGAUUGUUGAAGUUAUAACUUAGACAAAAAUUUUGUCGAAGUUACAACUUAGACGGAUACAUUCGUCGAAGUUAUAACUUCGACAAUCGAUGUAACUUCGUCGACACGACAUAUAUAUAUCCAAUCGUUUGAAAAAUAAAUCCAUGAAUGAAUCUUUCUAAUACCAAAACUACUUUUUUUUUUUUAUUUAACAACGUUCAUAUUUAGACAAUGAAUUAUAUAUUCAUACGAAUGAUUUUUAUUUUACUAAUGACGACAACUAUCGUCAUUAGUCAACAUAAUAAUGAUAAUCAAAUUGCCGAUUAUGAAGUUUACAUUCUACUUUAAAAAAAUAUAACAUAUUUAUGUACUCUAGAUGAACAAUGUGAUUCAAAUUCUCCAACAUAUCAACUUACACAUCAACAUCAUACAUGUUAUGCAAGUUGGACAUUACAAUCAAAUGAUAAUUCAAUAAGUUUUACUGCUGGAUGUAUGUAUAAUGAUUAUUUCUUUGUACGAUUAAUGUGUGGUACAAAUCAAACAAAUCGUUAUAUCGUUUGUUGUUCUCAACGUGAUUAUUGUACUUUAACAACACGUCAACCUUCUGGUAAUUUUUCAAUAUUAAUAUUAAUAACAAUUAUUUCAAUAAUUGUUGUUGUAAUUUUAUUAUUAAUUAGAUCACUUCCUUUAUUAAUGCAACGUACACUUGCAAGACACAUAACUUUAGAAAAAGUGAUUGAUGCUGGUCGUUAUGGUAGUGUUCAUCUAGGAAAAUGGCGUGCAAAUCAUGAUGCAUCGACAUAUACUCAACUUUGGCUUGUUAAUGAUAACGAAUAUCAUGAAAAUGGAUCAGUUUAUGAUUAUUUAAUGACUCAUAGAAUAACAAUACCUAUAUUAAUAAAAAUGAUCUUAAGUAUAGCUAGUGGUCUUUGUCAUUUACAUAUGCCAAUUGAUUCAACAAAUGGCAAAGUUGCACUUGUUUAUCGUGAUUUAAAAACAAAAAAUAUUUUAGUUAAAAAAGAUUUAUCAUGUUGUAUUGCUGAUUUAGAACAUGUUGAUAUUGAUAUUCAAGCAAAUAGUCGUGUUGGUACACAACGUUAUAUGGCAUCAGAAGUUCUUCAUGGAACAUUAAAUGAACGUAGUUUUAAAUCAUUUAAAGCUGCUAAUAUAUAUGCAUUAGGACUUGUCUUUUGGAAAAUAUUACGAAAAUGUCAAACAAAUCCAAAUGAAAAUGAUGCUGAUCCAUAUCAAGUGCCAUAUGAAGAUAUUUUACCAAAUAAUCCAACAUUUGAACAAAUACGUGAUGUUGUAUGUACAAGAAAAAUUCGACCACCACCAUCACCACGAUGGCAAACACAUCCAAUUCUUCAUUAUCUUGUUCGUUUAUGUGGAGAAUUAUGGAUUGAAGAUCGAGCAUGUUGUCUUAGUAGUCUUAAUGUUAAAAAACAACUUAAAACUCAAAUGAGUUUAAUAGAAAAUAAUUUAUCAAAUAUAAAUAUUGAAUCAUAA
Messenger RNA from Rotaria sordida, 2257 nucleotides. The record is from the annotation of a GenBank genome assembly. Lineage: Eukaryota; Metazoa; Rotifera; Eurotatoria; Philodinida; Philodinidae.